Molecule: messenger RNA, 5014 nt
Organism: Manis pentadactyla (Chinese pangolin)
Lineage: Eukaryota; Metazoa; Chordata; Mammalia; Pholidota; Manidae
Gene: SMC4
Product: structural maintenance of chromosomes 4
Exons: 24
Coding region: 146-4012 (1288 amino acids)
Biological process (GO): mitotic chromosome condensation
Cellular component (GO): chromosome
Molecular function (GO): ATP binding; ATP hydrolysis activity; protein binding
Source: RefSeq, a predicted model, not a curated record
CGCGCAUUUGUAACGAAUUUCCGUUCGAGUUUGUAUUUUAGGCGCCAUUUUCGAGUGAAGGACCCGGAGCCGAAACACCGGUAGAAGACGGGGUGCUAUACGACCGUUUCCAACUUUGGCCUGAGUGGACUGUCCGACAGCAACCAUGCCCCGUAAAGGCACCCAGCCCUCCACCGCCCGGCGCAGAGAGGAAGAGCCGCCGCAGUCCCCGGACGGCAUCAGCGGCGAAGCGGAGCCCGAGCCGCCGCCGGGCACUACCAGGAGCCCGGCACCUGCCUCCGCAGAGACUUUAAGUGAGGAAACUGAUAAUAGAAGUUUAGAAGAGAUUUUGAAUAGCAUCCCGCCUCCCCCACCUCCAGCAAUGACCAAUGAAGCUGGAGCUCCUCGGCUUAUGAUAACUCAUAUUGUAAACCAGAACUUCAAAUCCUACGCUGGGGAAAAAAUUCUGGGACCUUUUCAUAAGCGCUUUUCCUGUAUUAUUGGGCCAAAUGGCAGUGGCAAAUCCAAUGUUAUUGAUUCUAUGCUUUUUGUGUUUGGCUAUCGAGCACAAAAAAUAAGAUCUAAAAAACUCUCCGUACUAAUACACAAUUCUGAUGAACACAAGGAUAUUCAGAGUUGUACUGUAGAAGUUCAUUUUCAAAAGAUAAUUGAUAAGGAAGGGGAUGAUUAUGAAGUCAUUCCUAACAGUAACUUCUAUGUGUCUAGAACUGCCUACAGAGAUAAUACUUCUAUCUAUCACAUAAGCGGGAAGAAAAAGACAUUUAAGGAUGUUGGAAAUCUCCUUCGAAGCCAUGGAAUUGACUUGGACCAUAAUAGAUUUUUAAUCUUGCAGGGUGAAGUUGAACAAAUUGCUUUGAUGAAACCAAAAGGCCAGACUGAACAUGAUGAGGGUAUGCUUGAAUAUUUAGAAGAUAUAAUUGGUUGUGGACGGCUAAAUGAACCUAUUAAAGUCUUGUGUCGAAGAGUUGAAAUAUUAAAUGAACACAGAGGAGAGAAGUUAAACAGAGUUAAGAUGGUGGAAAAAGAAAAGGAUGCCUUAGAGGGAGAGAAAAACAUAGCCAUUGAAUUUCUUACCGUGGAAAAUGAAAUAUUUAAAAAAAAGAAUCAUGUUUGUCAAUAUUACAUUUAUGAUCUGCAGAAACGAAUUGCUGAAAUGGAAAGUCGAAAGGAAAAGAUUCAUCAAGAUACCAAAGAAAUUAAUGAGAAGAGCAAUAUACUGUCAAAUGAAAUGGAAGCUAAGAAUAAAGCUGUAAAAGAUGCAGAGAAGAAACUGAAUAAAAUUACAAAAUUUAUUGAGGAAAACAACGAAAAAUUUACACAGCUAGAUUUGGAAGAUGUUCAAGUUAGGGAAAAAUUAAAACAUGCUAUAAGUAAAGCCAAAAAACUGGAGAAACAACUUCAAAAAGAUAAAGAAAAGGUUGAAGAAUUUAAAGGUAUACCGGCCAAGAGUGAGAAUAUCAUAACUGAGACAACAACUAGAAACAGUGCCCUUGAAAAGGAAAAAGAGAAAGAAGAGCAGAAAUUAAAGGAAGUUAUGGAUAGCCUUAAACAGGAAACACAAGGUCUUCAGAAAGAAAAAGAAAGUCGAGAGAAAGAACUUAUGGAUUUCAGCAAAUUGGUAAAUGAAGCACGUUCUAAGAUGGAUGUAGCCCAAUCAGAACUUGAUAUCUAUCUCAGUCGUCAUAAUACUGCAAUGUCUCAAUUAAGUAAGGCCAAGGAAGCUCUAAUUGCAGCUUCUGGGACUCUUAGAAAAAGGAAAACUGCUAUCGAAGAUAUAGAGGCAAAACUCCCUCAAACUGAACACAAGUUAAAGGAGAAGGAAAAAGAACUUCAAAAACUUACACAGGAAGAAAUUAAUUUCAAAAGUUUGGUUCGUGAUCUUUUCCAAAAAGUUGAAGAAGCAAAGAGUUCCUUAGCAAUGAGUCGAAGUAGGGGGAAAGUCCUUGAUGCAAUAAUUCAAGAAAAAAAAUCUGGCAGGAUUCCAGGAAUAUAUGGAAGAUUGGGGGACUUAGGAGCAAUUGACGAAAAAUAUGAUGUUGCUAUUUCAUCCUGUUGCCAUGCAUUAGACUACAUUGUUGUUGAUUCUAUUGAUACAGCUCAAGAAUGUGUAAACUUCCUUAAAAGACAAAAUAUUGGAGUUGCAACCUUCAUAGGUUUGGAUAAGAUGGCCGUAUGGGCAAAGAAAAUGACCAAAAUUCAAACUCCUGAAAAUACUCCUCGCUUAUUUGAUGUAGUAAAAGUGAAAGACGAGAAAAUUCGCCAAGCUUUUUACUUUGCUUUACGUGACACUUUGGUAGCUGACAACUUGGAUCAAGCCACAAGGGUAGCAUAUCAAAAAGAUAGAAGGUGGCGAGUGGUAACAUUACAGGGGCAAAUCAUAGAACAGUCAGGUACAAUGACUGGUGGUGGAAGCAAAGUAAUGAAAGGAAGGAUGGGUUCAUCAGUUGUUCUUGAAAUCUCUGAAGAAGAGGUAAAUAAAAUGGAAUUACAGCUGGAGAGAGACUCUCAAAAAGCAGUGCAAAUCCAGGAACAGAAAGUACAACUGGAAGAAGCAGUAGUUAAGUUAAGGCAUAGUGAACGAGAAAUGAGGAGUACACUAGAAAAGUUUACUGCAAGCAUCCAGCGUUUGUCAGAGCAAGAAGAAUAUUUGAAUGUCCAAGUUAAGGAACUUGAAGCUAAUGUACUUGCUACAGCUCCUGAUAAGAAAAAGCAGAAAUUGCUAGAAGAAAAUGUUAGUGCUUUCAAAACAGAAUAUGACAGUGUGGCUGAGAAAGCUGGCAAAGUAGAAGCUGAGGUUAAAAGGUUACACAAUAGCAUUGUAGAAAUCAAUAACCAUAAACUCAAGGCCCAGCAAGAUAAACUUGAUAAAAUAAAUAAGCAAUUGGAUGAAUGUGCUUCUGCUAUUACUAAAGCCCAAGUAGCAAUCAAGACUGCUGACAGAAAUCUUAAAAAAGCACAAGACUCCGUCUUUUGUACAGAAAAAGAAAUAAAAGAUACUGAGAAAGAAGUAGAUGACUUAACAGCAGAACUAAAAAGACUUGAGGACAAAGCAACAGAGGUCAUAAAGAAUACAAAUGCUGCAAAGGAGACCUUACCAGAGAUCCAGAAAGAACAUCGCGCUCUACUUCAAGAACUAAAAGUAAUUCAAGAAAAUGAACAUGCCCUUCAAAAAGAUGCACUUAGUAUUAAGUUGCAACUUGAACAAAUAAAUGGUCACAUUGCUGAACAUAAUUCUAAAAUAAAAUAUUGGCAAAAAGAGAUUUCAAAAAUAUCAUUGCAUCCCAUUGAAGAUAAUCCUCUUGAAGAGAUUUCUGUUCUAAGCCCAGAGGACCUUGAAGCAAUUAAGAAUCCAGAUUCUAUAACAAAUCAAAUUGCCCUUUUGGAAGCCCGGUGUCAUGAAAUGAAACCAAACCUUGGUGCCAUUGCAGAAUAUAAAAAGAAGGAAGAAUUAUAUUUACAACGGGUAGCAGAAUUGGACAAAAUUACUUGUGAAAGAGAUCAUUUUAGACAAGCAUAUGAAGAUCUUCGGAAACAAAGGCUUAAUGAAUUCUUGGCUGGUUUCUAUAUAAUAACCAAUAAAUUAAAGGAAAAUUACCAAAUGCUUACUUUGGGAGGUGAUGCUGAACUGGAACUUGUAGACAGCUUGGAUCCUUUCUCUGAAGGAAUCAUGUUCAGUGUUCGACCACCUAAGAAAAGUUGGAAGAAGAUCUUCAACCUUUCAGGAGGAGAGAAAACACUUAGUUCACUGGCUUUAGUAUUUGCUCUUCACCACUACAAACCCACUCCCCUGUAUUUCAUGGAUGAGAUUGAUGCAGCCCUUGAUUUUAAAAAUGUGUCCAUUGUUGCAUUUUAUAUAUAUGAACAAACAAAAAAUGCCCAGUUCAUAAUAAUUUCUCUUCGAAAUAAUAUGUUUGAGAUUUCAGAUAGACUUAUUGGAAUUUACAAGACAUACAAUAUAACAAAAAGUGUUGCAGUAAACCCAAAAGAAAUUGCAUCUAAAGGACUUUGUUAAACUUGUUUAUGCUGAAGAUUUCCUCGAAUUGAGCUAGCAUAUAGAUUCAGCAUACUGCUGAUUUUCUAUUUGUAGAGGAUUAUAAAUUGUAUAAAAUACAUAUUCCUAAACUGAACCUUAUUUAACUGGUUUCUUUUAUACUGUUAAGAGACAUGUUACAAGUUUAAUAAGAUAUUCUCUGUACCUGCUUCAAGGAAGUUAUAAGAAUCUGACAAUUUUGUAAGUGGCAGAUUAUGGAGAAAAUAAGAUGCCUGGAAGGUCAGGUGACUUGCCCUUAGUCUCAAAUUGCUACUUUCAAACUCAAAAGUUAGUUAAUUGAUGAACAAUAAAGUUCUAAACUAAACUAGAUCAUCUUACCAAGAUACAAUGUACCCUCAUGGACCUUUGGCCUACCCUGGAAAAACCUGCCAAGUACUAUUAUUUCCUAAUUUCCUAAUGUAGACAAUCACUGUAUUACUCAAAUACUGGGAACUUUUUUUUUUAAGUAAUCUUUCUGAAUUUAGGAUGAGAAUUUAAGUAUCUUAUAUAUGCAUGCUUUUCUAAAACUUGAUGUGUUUUACUAUUUAAAACACUUCCAAGAGAGCCAGCAAGCUGAGACAUUGUCAGAACAUAACUACAAUUAUCUCAUUAAUAGAAAAGGAAAAAUACCCGCUACAGUUGUUAUAAAGAGUGAAUUACAUAGGGGUUAAUUCAGUAUAAAUGUUAUUUGCCUAUCAAAUUGUCAGUUUUUGUUGUUUUGAAAGUAUCAGCUCAUGAAUGUUAUGCUGUUACUGGAAAUACAUUGGUUUUCAGAAGGAAUUUUGGUAUUGAAUCAAAAAGCCUUACCCUAGCUAUUUAAUUCUAGAUAUUGAUCCUGAGGAAUUAAGAGUUAAUUAACUUGCUAUUAAAGUGGACCAUUGUUUAGGUACUAAAAAUCCAGUGAAGAUGGUUUGUAUAAUAACAUGGCCAUUAAAAAUGUGAAUAUAUCAGCGUGGACCUAAAUAAACAAGAUAUGAAACUCAA